UGCCCAUUCAUCGGUGGAUUUGGGCGUUGUACUCCGCAUCUAAUUUGCGGCUGGGCCAAUUUCUCCGUUUACAAACUCCGCUCGAGAAAAAAACAAUUGUAAGAAUCCGCGUUUCUUUUUUGCGUCUUUGCCACAGUUUUACGAGGUCUCACGCGUCCCUUCGUGGUCAUUUUGGUCUCGGCCUGAUUCAUCGGCUACGGUUGGAAAAGGAGGUGUCGGCGCUUGACUUAAAUUUUUUUGGGAAGGCAGCUUUCGGUCUUUGUUCAUUCAUUUGAUCGGUUGGGUUCCUUUGUUGCACCAGAAGCAUGGGAGCACAAAUUUCCAAAACCGCUGGAAAAGAGGAAGCUGCGGUCGAAAAGCCAGCAGAAGGUGCAGCUGUUGCGGCCAAGACAAACGGACAGGAGAAUGGCCACGCCAAGACCAACGGGGAUGCCUCUCCAGCUGCAGAGGAGGCCAACAAAGCAGAUGUUCAAGCCAACGGCAGCACUCCCACUGAGGAGGUGCCAAAAGAAGAAGGCGAGAAAGUAGAGGUUGUUGAGGCCAAUGGCGAGAAGGAGCCCGCCGCCACAAACGGAGAGGCUUCUGCCAAGGCGGAGGAAGGCACCCCAUCCAGCAGCGAGGACGCCAAGCAGAAGAAGAAGCGUUUCUCCUUCAAGAAACCCUCCUUUAAGCUCAGCGGCUUCUCGUUUAAGAAGACCAAGAAAGAGUCUGAGGAGGCAGUAGAGGAGGGAGAAGGAGCUGCUGCGGAACCGGCCGAGGGAGAGAAGGCGGCAUCAGAGGAAGCAGCAGCCGCUGAGGAGGCCAAACCAGCUGAGGCUGCUGAGGAGGGAGCCAAGGAGGCUGAAGCUGAGGAGCCAAAGGCUGAUGAAGGGGCCAAGGCAGAAGAACCACCAGCAGCAGCAGCAGAGGAGAAACCCGCUGAAGCUUCACCUACUGAACCAGAGACUGCAGCCAGUCCAGAGGCAACGGCUGAGUAAUCCUGCUGAACCAGACACCGGAAUGAAGGAGGCGACGGAGCCCGUCUGAAGAAAUGCGAGGACUUGUCUAAAACCAGGGAUUUGUUUUGUUCAUUUUUUUUUUUUUUUUUUUUUUUUUUUUUUUUUUUUUUUUUUUUUUGGUGUUUGUUUACUAUUCUGCAACCAUCUCAUCCUUAAUGACUGCAAGGUCCUUGGCAGUGAUGGGCAGGAGGUGUACUGGAGAGUGUGCCGCUUCCUCGCUGCUCAUUGGUGCUUGCAUGUGUGACAUUGGGCGAGUGUGACAGUGCGAAUGUUUGUGUGAAUGUUUUUUUUUUUUUUUCUCUCUAACAUGAAACCAUGACGGUGUUGACACGUUGCUGAAGUAUUUGGUGCUGGGCAAUUGGAUGUAGCAGCUAAAGCUGUGUCUGCAAGAUUUGACACAUUGUGAUAUUUAAAGGGAAAUACCUAAACCAAGUCUUAAAUGUUGUCUUUGCAGUGCACAGUUGUUUACAACUCUUAAACUCGACGCUCCUGUGGACACAACCAUUCCUGAUUGAGGUAGAAUUAGUUAACUGUCAAAAAUGCUAUGUGCUCAUCACUUCCCCUUAGAUUCCACCAUUUCAAAACUCUGUAGUAAUGCACAUUGUAUAGACUUUGAUAUUACUGGUUUUAUGACUGAGAUGUACCUAAAUGACUGAAGUUUUUAACAGAUUACCCAUUGUAAAUGAAGUUUUUCUUGUUUUUCACCAUUUGUAAGAUUGAAUAAAAUUGGGAGAUGUUUUAAGCAAA
Molecule: messenger RNA, 1745 nt
Organism: Etheostoma spectabile (orangethroat darter)
Lineage: Eukaryota; Metazoa; Chordata; Actinopteri; Perciformes; Percidae
Product: myristoylated alanine-rich C-kinase substrate
Exons: 2
Coding region: 306-977 (223 amino acids)
Biological process (GO): central nervous system development; actin filament organization
Cellular component (GO): actin filament bundle; plasma membrane; cytoplasm
Molecular function (GO): calmodulin binding; actin filament binding
Source: RefSeq, a predicted model, not a curated record